UGUGGCAGUUUAGAGCCACGUGACGCAGAUGAGGUGGAUCUCUACGUUCCCUCCAACAGCAACGGAGAACGGACGGUCCGAUCUCUAUCCGCUCCUGGAAUCAUCAGAUGAACGCUGCAAGAUCGACGGAGGCGUGACGACGUCAUUAGGCGGACGGGGUUCUCUCGGCCUUAUCAUAGGAUUUCCUCCUCGCGACGACUCAUCCUGGCACGAGGACAGAGCAGAGGACGCGGUAGUUGGAGAAGAAGUGAAGAAGAUGGCUGGUUUCCCGUCGGUGAAGGCCGCUCCGUUCACGUACGCAUCGCACGCGCUGGCACUGGCCUCGGCGGCGAUGGUGCUCGUCUGGUGCGUCCACUUCCGUGGCGGCCUCGCCUUCGAGUCCUCCAACAAAUCCCUCAUCUUCAACAUUCAUCCAGUUCUUAUGCUGAUUGGUUUUAUCAUCAUCGGGAGUGAAGCUAUAAUGAGCUAUAAAACUCUGCCAUGGAAUCACGAAGUGAAUAAAAUUGUCCAUUUCACUCUUCAUGCAAUUGCUCUUGUACUUGGUGCUGUGGGUAUUUAUGCUGCCUUCAAGUUCCACAAUGAAAGCGGAAUAGAUAAUCUGUACAGCUUGCAUUCUUGGGUUGGGCUUGGGACAAUCAGUCUAUAUGGUAUUCAGUGGAUUCUCGGGUUUGUAACCUUCUUCUUUCCUGGUGCUCCACCCGCACUGAGAGGCAAAUCUCUUCCUUGGCAUGUAUUAUUUGGGCUGUUCGUCUACAUUUUAGCUGUGGCCACUGCAGAGCUAGGCUUCCUGGAGAAACUCACUUUUCUGGAGAGUUCAGGCCUCUACAAGUAUAGUUCAGAGGCCUUCUUGGUAAAUUUCACUGCUCUUAUUUUGAUUUUUCUUGGAGCCUCAGUUGUGAUAUCUGUUAUUGCUCCUGCUCGUGCUGAUGCACCACGUGGUUACUCUGAAAUAUCAGAGAAUUAGCAACAUAUAUAUAUAUAUAUAUAUAUAUAUAUAUAUAUAUAUAUAUAGUUGCAUAUCACUGUUCCAAACUUCUAAUAAUUAUCAUAUUUGACUGCCUUAUUUCCUUGCAAUA
Molecule: messenger RNA, 1076 nt
Organism: Musa acuminata AAA Group (dessert banana)
Lineage: Eukaryota; Viridiplantae; Streptophyta; Magnoliopsida; Zingiberales; Musaceae
Product: probable ascorbate-specific transmembrane electron transporter 1
Exons: 4
Coding region: 29-964 (311 amino acids)
Molecular function (GO): oxidoreductase activity
Source: RefSeq, a predicted model, not a curated record